CAACAACAAAGUACAUUUGUAAAAGAAGUUGCUCGGUCGAAUUGAUAACUCUACUAGUACUACAUUCCGCUUGUAGCACGUCUCAUCCGAUUAGUGGUUUCGAUCCAAUAUGAGCAGGUUGUUGAAGAUUGGUUUUCUCGGAGGAGGUAAAAUGGCUCAGGCCAUGGCAAACGGAUUCGUUGCAGCAGGUCUUACUAAGGGCGAACACAUGACCGCUAGCUUCCAUCCUUCCGAUAUAGCCAAUAUUGAAGCGUUUAAAUCUGCAGGAGUGCAAACUUUUGUGGACAACCUUCCAGUAGUGAAGAACUCCGAAGUGGUUUUCAUUUCCGUUAAACCAUCAAUCGUUCCAACAGUGCUAGAAAAUGUUAAACCUGCCAGCGAUGGAAAAUUGUUUCUUUCGAUUGCCAUGGGCGUAACGCUUCAGGAUUUGGAAAAGUCUCUUUCACCAAAAGCUCGUGUGAUUCGAGUCAUGCCGAACACCCCGGCAUUGGUCCGAAGUGGAGCGUCAGUGUAUGUCCGAGGUAAAGCAGCUACCGCGGACGAUUGUUCCCUAACACAAUCACUACUUCAAGCGAUAGGAACCUGUGAAGAAGUAACGGAAAAUAUGAUGGAUCCUAUUACUGCUCUCUCGGGAAGUGGCCCGGCAUAUAUAUUCGUGCUAAUAGAAGCCCUCGCUGAUGGCGGAGUUCGUAUGGGCUUACCUCGUGAUUUAGCAUAUCGGCUAGCGUCGCAAACCGUGUUAGGAUCUGGACAGUUGGUGAAAGAAACUGGCCGGCACCCGGGACAACUGAAAGAUGAUGUUACAAGUCCCGCUGGAUCGACCGCUGCCGGGUUAGCAUUCUUGGAGCAAAAUGCCUUCCGACAUGCAGUAGCUGGAGCCGUUGAAGCGGCGACUCUUCGAUGCCGUCAAGUGUCAGGCAAUAAAUAAAACAUACAGCAUUUCUUUGUGAUCCGCUUUUCCAUAUAAGAAAUACCAUAUGUACAAAGCUCAGCAAAUUGUAGAUAUUUAUUCAACUAAUAAAUCAUAUAAGCAUAGUUCAGA
This is a messenger RNA of Sabethes cyaneus, 1042 nucleotides long. It is a transcript of the gene P5cr-2, whose product is annotated as pyrroline-5-carboxylate reductase 1, mitochondrial. Gene Ontology annotation, biological process: L-proline biosynthetic process. NCBI's taxonomy places the organism in Eukaryota, Metazoa, Arthropoda, Insecta, Diptera, Culicidae. Bases 110 to 928 code for a protein of 272 amino acids. Gene Ontology annotation, molecular function: pyrroline-5-carboxylate reductase activity. The record is from RefSeq and is a predicted model, not a curated record. The transcript is spliced from 4 exons.